This is a messenger RNA of Cyprinus carpio (common carp), 712 nucleotides long. Its product is annotated as Fc receptor-like A. The record is from RefSeq and is a predicted model, not a curated record. The coding region runs from base 236 to 589 and encodes 117 amino acids. NCBI's taxonomy places the organism in Eukaryota, Metazoa, Chordata, Actinopteri, Cypriniformes, Cyprinidae. The transcript has 3 exons.
UUCUCUAUGCAUGAUCUGUGAUUUCUUGUAUCCCUACACGGCGUCUUAAAAACAAGGUGCUCAUGUGUCCAUCAAGAAGUUCACAUAGCGCAUGUUUAUGUAGAAUCUACAUUAGUGUCAUGUGACUGGAGGAGGAGCAUCUUUCACUAAUACAGAGGAAAUACAGACAGGAAAUGGCAACAUCUUAGAGACAAAGCUUCCCACUGUCCAGCCUGAUCAGCUCGUAUUGUAAUAUAUGAGUCCUGCAGGUUACAUUGAAGCAAGAAUGCUUUGUAUUUACUCUCUGAUUUCUCUGCUUAUGGUUCCUGAGCUCAGAGUGGAGAUUCCUGCAGAGAUCAUUGAGGGAGAAUCACCUGUUUUAUUUUGUAAGACCACCUGUGACCUCUCAGGUAAAACAAACUUCACCUGGUAUAAAAAUGGCAAGCGUUUAUCAGAAAGGAUCGUCUCGGAACAGCUGUUGCUGCCGUCGGUCAGCAGUGAUGAUACGGGAAACUACAGCUGUGCAGUGAGAGAUCAGAAACAUCUGUCGUCUCCUGCCGUCACUCUCAGCGUCAGAUGUACAUCAAGACUUGAUCUUCAUAUUAGCUAAAUUCAGUCCAAACUGAUCAAAUGAAGGACUGUGAGGAGUAAUUUUUAUAUUUUUCAGAUCCUCCAAAGAGCGUCUCAGUGUCCAUCAGUCCAUCUGGUGUAAUAGUGGAGGGAGAUUCAGUGA